This is a messenger RNA of Hyalella azteca, 8604 nucleotides long. Its product is annotated as rho-associated protein kinase 2. The transcript is spliced from 27 exons. Gene Ontology annotation, biological process: regulation of cell junction assembly; actomyosin structure organization; peptidyl-threonine phosphorylation. Gene Ontology annotation, cellular component: cytoskeleton; cytoplasm. The coding region runs from base 348 to 4625 and encodes 1425 amino acids. Gene Ontology annotation, molecular function: ATP binding; Rho-dependent protein serine/threonine kinase activity; small GTPase binding. The record is from RefSeq and is a predicted model, not a curated record. NCBI's taxonomy places the organism in Eukaryota, Metazoa, Arthropoda, Malacostraca, Amphipoda, Hyalellidae.
GUUUUGUUUCCCGCAGGUUGUGGUAGUGGUGCAUCUAUGGUGACGAACUGGAAAAUGAAAAGUAAAAACGCUACUAUAUAAUAGAUUUUUGAUGUCUUGCACAGUCUGGGCUUGAAAUUUAAAAGCAUUAGCGACAACUUGAUAUCAAUAUCAUGCCUGUUUGCUUUUCAUGUAACUAUCUCCGUGGUUCAUGCCGUUCAAAUAUCUUAAAUGAAUUUUUGGAGAGAUAUAUCAUAAUCACGCAAGUUGUUAUAGUUCUGAGUAGAUAGACCUCAGCUUGGGCCAUAGCCUAUAGGUUAAACAAAUUUACUCUCAAAUCUAUGAUAAAUUUUUAAAAUAGUUGAUACAUGGUGGAGAUGACUUCACCUGCAGCAAUGGACAAAGACAGGGAGCGCCGAGUUCGAGAGCUUGAGAGUCUCAUAACGGACCCACAUGGGGUGCUUGGGGUUGACAGCUUGUUGGACUCAGUUCAGUCGAUGGUGCUAGAUUGUGAUCACCAAGCAGUCAGGAGAAACAAGAAUAUCCAGGCCUUCCUCAACAGAUAUCGCGACCCUAUCCAGAAGGCUGCUGAGCAGCGCAUGCAGGCAGACGACUUUACAAUGGUGAAGGUCAUAGGAAGAGGGGCUUUUGGUGAAGUGCAGCUUGUUCGCCAUAAACACACAAAAAAGGUUUAUGCAAUGAAGCUGCUAAGCAAAUACGAGAUGAUAAAGAGGUCAGAGUCAGCGUUCUACUGGGAGGAGCGAGACAUCAUGGCGCACGCCAAUUCUGAGUGGAUCAUUCAGCUGCACUUUGCCUUCCAGGACGUCAAGUUCUUAUACAUGGUCAUGGAUUACAUGCCAGGUGGUGACUUAGUAAACCUAUUAUCAACGUACGAGGUGCCGGAGAAGUGGGCGAAGUUCUACUGCGCGGAGGUCGUGUUGUCACUGCAAGCUAUCCACAGCCUGGGAUUUGUUCACAGGGAUGUGAAGCCAGACAACAUGCUUCUUGAUAGCACUGGGCACCUGAAGCUUGCUGAUUUCGGCACCUGUAUGAAAAUGGACAAGGAUGGUUUGGUGCGCUCAGACACAGCAGUAGGCACGCCGGACUACAUCUCCCCCGAGGUGCUGCAGUCGCAGGGCGGCGAGGGCGUCUAUGGCUGCGAGUGCGACUGGUGGAGCGUAGGUGUGUUCCUCUACGAGAUGCUCAUCGGCGACACGCCCUUCUAUGCUGACUCUCUCGUGGGCACCUACGGCAAGAUCAUGGACCACAAGAACUCCCUCAGCUUCCCUGAGGAUGUCGAGAUCUCCAACGAAGCCAAGAGCCUCAUUAGUGGCUUCUUGACUGACAGAACGAAGAGGCUGGGCAAGAAUGGUGUAGACGAAAUCAAGCGACAUCCUUUCUUCAUUAAUGAUGCCUGGACGAUCGAUACUAUACGUCAAGCGGUGCCGCCUGUGAUCCCUGACCUCAACGGAGACGACGACACGAGCAACUUUGAGGAGGUGGAGCCUGACGACAGCCCCGAGGAGAGCUUCCCCACGGUCAAGGCAUUCGUGGGCAACCACCUUCCCUUCGUCGGCUUCACGUACUGCAAGGACUACCAAUUGCUCACAAGUUCGUUGCCAGACGAUGACACGUGCGACGCUCGAAACAAUUUGAACCGGAACGCGAACGAGUCGUCGACGGGUUCUCUGAGCAACAACAACCACAGCCUGAGCAGCUCUGCGCUGCAGAAGAAGCACCAGGACGAGAUCGAUGCUCUGAAGGCGGAGCUGGCGAAGCAGACUGCAGCCAUCGCCGACCUCGAGCAGAAGGGGAGAGCGAGUGAGCAGCAGCUGGAGGCGGCCGUGAGCAGAGAGCAGGCGGUCCUCGCAGAGAAGAGGGAGCAGGAGAGAAAAUUGGCGCUGCUCAACCAUGAGCUCAAAGAGGCAACACGAAAGGCUGAGAAUGAAGCGAGCGUGAAGCGGAAGUUGGAGCAGACGUACCAGGUGGUGCGCAGGAAGCUGGAGGACGAGCAGAACAGACGAAGCCGCGACCAACAGGCGGUGCACGCCACGGGGGACAAGCUUGCUGCGCUCGAGAAGCAGUUCAAAGAGGUGCAGUGCAAGCUGAAGGCGGAGAACGAGAGCUCAGGCAAACUGCGCAAGAGCAACGCUGAGCUGAGCGUCGCGGUGAAGCGACAAGAAGCUGUUGUUGCUGAGAACGCGCAGAAACUGGCAGCUGCUACGGCUGCUCGUGACGCCCUAGAGCGCGACGUGCUGAAGCUGACAGGGGAGCUGGAGAAGCUGCGUGUGGGGCAGCGCCAGCAGAGCGAACUCCUCGAGAAGACGGAGAAACGCAACCGCGUCCUGCAGGCCAAGCUGGACGAAUCCGUGGCGCGAGAAAGCUUGCUACAGCAAGAGUCGGACCGAUUAAACCAGCGCCUAAACCACCUCGAGAAACAGAAAACCUCCCUGGAAAUAGAGCUCAAGGCUGCCAGCAAUCAGUACGACCAGGAAGUGAAGGCCCUACGUGAGUCUGCAGCCACGGCGGAAGCUGCAGCAGCAGCGACACGCAUGUCCUCGGAGGGCACUGAGUCGCCCCUGGUGAACAACAACAGGGCGGGUAGCGUAAGCCCUCUGCACACUGAGCACAGCUCCCAAGCUCUGGCGGCUCUGCAGGAGCGCUUGUCUUCUGAAAAGACCAAGCGCAAGGCUGCAGAGUCUUCAGCUCAAGAGAAAGAGCGCCAGAUGUCACUGCUCAACGUUGACUACCGACAGCUGCAGACUCAACUCGCUAAAGUUGAAGCUGACAAACGUCAGGAAAUCGAGAAAGUCAAAGGGCUCCAAAAACAGAUAGAACUUGAGCACGAUAAACGCAACAAGCUGCUUCUGGAUUUACAAGCUGCCCAUUCUGAGCUAUCGGUGUCGCGGUCUCGAGAAGAGCUGGUGCAGCGUCAGGUGGUGUCAGCAGAGAAGGCGCGCGUCGCUCUCGAGGAGGAACUUCACAAGCUGCGUACGGGCAUGAGCGUCGACGCCGUGCAGAUGAAGGAGCUGCAGGACUCCCUCGAGACCGAGUCGCAGUUCACUUCUCUUUAUAAAACACAAGUUAAGGAACUUAAGGAAGAGAUCGACGACAAGAGCCGCGUCAUUGCUGAUCUGGAGAAGGAUAUCGCCAAGUAUCAAGAUGAGGUGGCGAACAGCAACAGCAGAGUGGACAGUGAAGUGAACUUGCGGCAGAACGCUGAAGAAAGAAUUGCUGAGCUUGAGAAGGAGAGAACAAUGAGGGAACUCGAGGUGCAGGAGCUCAUGAGUAAACAUUCUGUUGAGCUCUCCAAGUUGAAGGCAUCACUCGCCGCGACACAAGAGCUCGAGAACGAACUGCAAAGGUCCCUAGAACUGCACAAGCACGAGCUCGACGAAGCUAAUUCAACUCUACAGAACAAAAUACUCGAGCUGAGCUCGAAAGAAGAGCAGUUCAACAGCGACACAGAGAAGCUACAGAAGCAGCUGGAACAAGAGAAGCUCCUGAAGUUCCAGGCCGUCAACAAGCUUGCUGAGGUCAUGGCGAGGAAAGACACGGCGCUCAAUAACAAAAAGAGUGGCGGCAACAAAGAAUCCUGGACUACAAAUCUUAAAAAACGCGACAAGGAAUACAGAAAACUCAACAUGGAUCUGCAGACAGAACGUGAGAAGUUCAACGCUGCGAUGUCGAAGCACCAGAAGGAGCUGCAGGAGCAGGCAGGCCUGCUGUCGGAAGAGUCGUCGGCGAGGCUGCGGCUACAGAUGGAAGUGGACGCUAAGGACAGCGAGAUCGAGAUGCUGCACAAGCGUCUCGCCUCCCUUACUGCUGAUACUGUCAGCGUCAUCAGCGUCGGCGAGAACGACCACGACGACAACGACCGACGACUGGAAGGCUGGUUGUCGUUGCCAAACAAACAGAACAUCCGUAAGCACGGCUGGAAGAAGCAAUAUGUUGUGGUGUCCUCACGGAAGAUAAUUUUUUACAACUCUGAAAAUGAUAAACUCAACUCAGACCCCGUCCUCAUACUGGACUUGUCGAAGCUGUUCCAUGUACGCUCUGUCACCCAGGGUGACGUCAUCCGAGCUGAUGCUAAGGAUAUCCCCAGAAUAUUCCAGCUUCUAUACGCUGGCGAAGGCGAGAGCCGCAAGCCUGGAGCUGAUGGAACCAACCCUCUGGACGUGUCGGCCGUCGGUGCUGCUGCUGCGAGCACGGCUGUCGGAAAUAUCCUUCACAAAGGGCACGAGUUUUGCCCUCUCACGUACCAUAUGCCCACCACCUGCGAGAUGUGCCCCAGGAACCUGUCGGCUGUUUUUAAACCGCCCCCAGCACUCGAGUGCCGACGAUGCCGUACCAAAAUCCACCGAGAGCACUUCGAUAAGGGGGAGAACAUCGCCUGGUGUAAAGUCACUAACGACACACACACUGCCAAGGAAAUGCUCCUCUUAGCACCUACCGUCGAGCAGCAGAAGGACUGGGUGCUGAGGCUCUCCAAGACCAUCGCCAAGUCAGGCUAUAAGGCCAACAACGCUGCAGCUCCAGAUGGCGCUAGAAUAUCACCCAGAGAAUCAACUCGCCUGAACUACAAGCCGUACAUGCCCCAGAAAGCUGCGACGCUUCCUCCUAAUUCUAAUUUACCGAAGAAAUGACCGCGCUACCUCGCUUGACGACCUCGGGCCAGCCGGCAUGAAAAACCCUCGUCUGUAGGCAUUCCUUUGGGAUCAUUCAAACGCUUGUUCAAAGCAAACAUUAUAUCUAAUCUACCAAGUCUUAAAUCAGACAUUCUUCUAAGGAAAAAUAUUGUAUUGUAUCCAACCGUACCGACUGUGAGUAGCAUGUAUUUUCAUUCUUUGGCCGAUGAAAACUACGGCAUUCCAGGUUCUUUAAGUGAACCAAUAAUGAAUGGAGUAACAUUCUACACGAAAUUCUGUAAGGGUUCGGACACAAAGAAAAACUCGUGUCUUGACUCAUCCCAAAUAUGUGAACAAGUCUGUGGUCUUGCACUGAGCUGCUCAGACUUGGCGUUCACACGAAAUUGUCCCACUCCUCCAGUUUUUGCUGUAAAUAAUUCAUUGUUACGGCCUGACUGCUUUUACUGUUCAAGUAUCAGCAGCCUCGCCGAGAAAUAUUCUUCCAUGAAGAAGAUAAGGAAGAAGCCCUGGUAUGUUUGCUGUUGAAGUUUGCGCCAGUGUCUAUAGCUUGUCUUGUGCAAGGCCUCGUUACGUCCCUCAGAAAGCGUCUUCCAAACAACUCGUGUUUGAAAUAUAUGGAGGAUAUACUGUGAUCGUUUACUAUGCAAACUUCAAUUGUAUUCUUUAUUGAAAUUUGUUGUGUCAGUAGGUUAUGUGCUUCUGUGACUAAAUUAAUCAAUAUAAUUUUGACUUAGAAUAUCAUAGAUUCUUUUUACAACUCGGGGGUUUCUUAUAAACCUGAUGUCUUACUUAUGGUAUAAUUAGAAGAAAAAUAUCUGUGGCUCACCUGUGAAUGUGCCCAAUCAUACAAUUGAAACACAUGCAAUGCUGAUUCUGUGAAAUUUCUAUUUCUGACGAAGGAGAUCAUGGAUAUAAGAGAGCUUAUUUGGGAACAAAUUUCCAUAAGAACGCAUUUUUCAGACACCAAUGAUACAAAUGAUUUAAAAAGUAUUUGGUUGUAAACUGAAGAGCACGUUAAUUUCUUUAGGCGUUCUCGAGAUUAUUAUCGUUGGGCUUCUUUAUACCAUUGAAUAGUUAGGUUUGGAGAAAUUGAUAAUUUCAUUUGAAGCUGUUGUUCAGGUCUUUAGGAAAUAUUGAUUGCCGUUUUUUGUGUGAAAUUUGACGAAAAUGCUCAUGAAGUACGGCAGUUUGCAUUACCACUGAGGCCACGUUAAAAAGACCUUUAAUAAUUUAAAUGUUGUGUAAAUUAACGUACCCUUGUUUCCGACUCGGUGAAAAGGGUGAUUUCUUUCAAAAUUAUUGACUAUGUAGUUGAUCACCUCUUGUAGUAUUGUGACCGACAAUACGACUCUUUGUCUGUACAAGUUUGAAAUUAGAAAAUAUUUUCGCAAGUACAUAAAACUUCAAAUAUCUCGCUUCCCGCGCUUUGCGUUUGUUUUCUACGUGUAAAUCAUUGGCUUUUUUUCUUACAGUUAGCAGCUUGUAUCUUCCCACUGGCGAAAUAAUUGAUUUUAUUUGCAAUUUACGAGAUUCAAACGCACUUGACCUGCAAUAACUUUGAAUUUGUCUUCCUGAGUUAGCAUGCAUUGAUUUAAGUUAGCAAAAAGUAUGAUACUAACAGAAAUAAAGCUAUCUAGCCGUAUUAUUUCGUGUGGGACCAGGGCUUAGUUGUUUCCGUUCCGUUGAUGUAAGUUGUCCAUUGAUGCAAUUUGACGCAAUAAUAAAAAUCUGGCGGCUAGGUCAUAAAAUUCUUCUCCAAAAUUUAUUACGAAAUAGCUUCAUUGGUACCGUUCUUCUAGGAAUAAUUUUCUUUGGGUAGAAAAUUUUACAUUUAAUUAGAUGGCACUCGAUCUCCAAAUGUAAAGCACGCUUGCUAUCUUCUCUCUCGCCUCAUUACCAAUAUCUGGAUUGUUCUCAUUACUCGCAACUCGAUGGAAUUGAUAUUUUUCAAAGUAUUAGAAUUUGGAUCUGACUAAUGUAAAUGUUAUUUCUCCGAGUAAUCGUAUUUGUUGAAGUUGGGACUAUUUGUACAUUAUUAUGCAAUACAUAGAAAUGCAUUUCUCAGAAAUCAAACUCAAAGUCUUCAAAAUAUCCUCGGGUAAAAAUGAGCGGGAAUCUUUGCUAGACAAGCAAUGGGACAGCCAAGAAACAGGGUCGCGUAUUGACCAAUUGACAACAGCGACUGUAUCGUUACCAUGAGUUACAUAGGGAGUUUCUUUACGUCUUGUUAACCUUAACUCUUCCGCGUGCUCUGUAGUGAAAUAUAUCAUUUUUUCUGCGCCUAUUCGCGCGUGCUAACCAUAUUAUUUUUCUACCUUUUGUCAUGUGAAAAUUAUUUGCAUAAAAUUAUUUAAUUGUCGUGCCCGCCGCUCUCCACACAUUAAGGACUCAGAACAAUAAUGACUUGUGUAUAAAUUAAUGGUUAUUUAAAAGUGAACCUAACAUUCCUGUGGCAUUACGCUCCCAUUUCAUAAGAUACGAUUCCAAAUAUCAGCCGAUUUUCUCUGUAAGGAUUAUUGCGUCCGGUUAUCGAAGUCAAUUCUACUUCAAUUUUGACCAUUUAAUGAUUUCCUAUCCAUAUCGGUUCCUGGCACGCUGUGGACCGACCGAAUUUAUAUUUUAUUAUAUAUUUGGUAUUUUUAAUUGCGUUGGAGCCUGUUCAUGUAUAAUUUUAUAUCAUAUAUUCCGCUAGUCUUACUCUGGUAUUGAAUGUAAAAAUUAUUUUUUAAGGAUUAUCUUCAGUUCUUUUCCUGGACUAAACGUCAUCGCCUCGACGCUUUAUUCCUAAAGUUUUAUAUCAGCACUGUAAAUAUUCAUGCUAAUGCACGCUUCUCAUGACCAUGUCGAUGGCCUCGUAGUCGACGAGUGCAGGAAUUGGUUGCUGCUCUUCAGUGUUGAAUUUCGCUCCUUCGCUGUAAUUGUUUACUAUUGCUGCGCCUACGGACUUUGAUGUCCCUUGAUUUAUAUGCUCGUAAUUUUAAGAUUUAUUAUAACUGAUUGUUAAUAAUGCUUAGCUGUAAGGUAAUUUUCUGUGGCCUUGUAUAGUUAGAUCGCUCCAUUCCGUCUACCGAUUCCAAAAUGCUCCUAUAGACAAUAUGCUAUUGAUAAUUUAAUAGUAGCCUUUAUAGCAUAAUUCGGCUAAGUUUAAGCAAGACACCUCCACCUUGAUUGUGAAAAGAUUUACCUGACGACCUCUUGAUACCAUAGAAAUAAAUUUAAAUAGACAUGUAGGGAGCAUAGCGCUCCCCUUGCUGAGAAGAAUUUAUUUUUAUAGAUUUACAGCUACUCUUUACAUCAAACUGAAUGAAAUAUCAGCACUGUAAACAGUUUAAUCAAGGUUUGAAUUUUUGUUCUAAAAUUCAUAGAUUCAUGAUCCGAUAUUUCAACUUGUAUUGUUCGCUUAGGUAAUUGAAUUAUUAUUUCCCAAUAUGAAAGUUAUAAAUUGCGGGAGUUCAACACUUCCGCAAAGCAACUUUCCACAUUUCCCGCAGUCGUGAGACUUAAGUGCCAUUCCCAAGUCGCCUGGGCGACAAUCGUGUGUCUGGUACCAUAGCAUUGAAGGCCAGAAACACUCGCAUGCUUAAUAGAUCACGCGCUCAGAGCUGCACUUAUGAACAGAAGACUGGAGUCACGAAUACGGUCAUUGUCUCAUCACUGUGCCAAGUCAAUCCAAUUAUUGCUUUGGAAACAGGUUAAGAUCUCUGCUCUUCGCAUUAAGUUUCAACAUGUAAGACUCGAGCGCAAUACUCUCUGGUCAUAUGGAUGCGAUCACUUGAAAUGCGAGAAAUGGGUUCAAAUAAAGUGCCACGCCAUUCUAGAGGUAGCCGAUCCUCUACUAUUGUACCAGUAGUGUUUAUUUUAGACAAAUAUUAACUAUUAUUAAGUCCUAUUGUACGACGAUUUGCUGGCAACCUUAAAUUGGAUAUACAGCGAUUUCCAUUUUAAUUCAUUGUAAUAUCAACGAUGUGAACGUGAA